Dendrobium catenatum is the source of this 8806-nucleotide messenger RNA. Its product is annotated as auxin efflux carrier component 4-like. The transcript has a single exon. Gene Ontology annotation, cellular component: plasma membrane; endoplasmic reticulum. Gene Ontology annotation, biological process: auxin export across the plasma membrane; auxin polar transport. The record is from RefSeq and is a predicted model, not a curated record. Gene Ontology annotation, molecular function: auxin efflux transmembrane transporter activity. Lineage: Eukaryota; Viridiplantae; Streptophyta; Magnoliopsida; Asparagales; Orchidaceae.
UGGUACGGUUUUGAUGAUUGCACAUGUAAGUUCUGCUUUGCUAUGGAAUAUAAAUUAAGUGCAAGAAGAAGCAGGUUACGGAACAUGUUCGAUCAUUAUGUUAGCUAAGGAAUAUUUCAUUAUUUAUCCAAUAAAGAGAAGACUGGUAGGUUUGAAGAUGGACAUUGAAUAUGCAGUUAUGAAGAUGGGAAAAGGGAUGGCAGACCAUCAACAAAAAUUUUUAGAACAUCAAAUUAUUAUCAGUCUUAUCUCAUGAUUGCAGUGUCUAGUUGGUGUGCCAUGUUUAAUUUAUGCAUAAUUUCUUAUGUUUUUUUUUUGGUUUGAUUAUUAUGUCUUUUUUCAUUUGUUAUUACUUUGAUAUUUUGCAAUGUAUCUUAGUCUGUCAUUUGAAACAAAGCCUAUUAUUAUAAAUUGGGCUGACGGGUAUGUACUUGAGGUCUUUUAAUUCAUAUAGUAGAUCAUUUACUGAAAAUUUGUUGUUGCUUUUCCUUCUUUUUUGUAUAAUGGUAUCGGCAAAUUAUUGGGUCAGGUGACCGAACCCAUCUCUGCGUUCGGUCACCAAUAGAAAGACGACAUUUGUCAGGCAUUUUUUUAAUUUAAUAUCUUUGCUUUAUGUCUUGUCAGCCUUAGCGACCCGACCCGAUAACCUUUAUUGAACUUUUAAGCAUUUGCCGCCUUUUUUUUGCAAUUUGAAACCCGCGAAACACGUAAAUAGCUACUCCUGUAGAAGAAAAAACGAGCCAGAAAAUUGCAGAGAAGAAAUGGACUGCUCAGCGAAGAGGGAGGUGGAAGAGGGCAUGGAAGAGGGAGUGCAUGAAUCGGAAAGGAUGCAUGAAUCGGAAGGGCUGGUUCAUGAAUCGGAAUCAGAACCUAACUUAGCUGGAAAUUCCUCUGGUUUCGACAUAUCGGUAAGUUUCUUGGAUAAACGAGUUAGAAAGUUGUAAAGAGUCAGUUUUAAUCUCAUCGCCGCAGAAAAAGGGCGUAGGUUUCAGCUCAUUAGAGUUCUAGGAUCUUAGAUUUUGCGAUUUUUAGGCAGAAUAAAUUUUUUUUGUCCGAAAAGUAAAAAAAACUCUAAUGUUGUUGCUUAGCUUUCAUUAUUGUUUUUAGGAUGAAGAUGAUAAAAAAAAAACAGAACUUGUUUGAUAUUUACUUGCGCUUUACGUGCGCUUAACUUGCGCUUUACUUGUGUUUUAACAUUUCAGGCUAUUUAUAAAGAUGAGACAGAAGCAUAUGAAUGUUUUUGCACUUAUGCUCACGAUAAUGGCUUUAGCGUCCGAAAGGAUCAUCACAGUUUUUGGCCAAAUUCUAGGAAGAUAAAAUCGAAGGACUUUGUUUGUUCAAAAGCUGGUUUCAAGAAAAGUUAUGAUCUUAAUUCAAGAAAGAGAUUCACUAGACCAGAUGUCAGAACUGGUUGCCCAGCUAUGGUGAGGUUUGUCACAGAUGAAGAUGGUUACUGGCAUGUCAAAAGAUUUUUUGAAUCCUACAACCAUAAAUUAUCUAGCCCAGCCGACCGACACCUUUUGAGAUCAUGUAGGAAUGUUGUUGAGGAAAAAGCUUCCGUCCUAAAAUCGAUGAUAGAUGCAGGGAUUAGAACCGUUGAUGCAUAUGCCUACCUUGCAGAGAAAGUUGGUGAAUGUGAGAAUAUCGGAUUCUCUAAGAGGGAUGCCUACAAUUUUACUCAGAAGGAGAAAAGAGCAAGGAUUGAAAUUGAUGACACUAAUUCUUUGAUUCAAUUAUUUAAAGAUCGACUAGUUGAGGACCACAUGUUCACAUGGGAUGUUCAAUAUGAUGAUUAGGAUAGAUUGUUAAAUUUUUUCUAUGUUGAUGGCAGAAGCAGGAUAGAUUAUGAAUGUUUUGGAGAUGUGUUGAUUUUUUAUACCAGUUACAGGCUGAACAAGUCUAAUUUUGUUUGUGCGCCAUUUGUUGGUGUUAACAAUCAUUGGCAGAAUAUUUUGUUUGGGAUUGCUUUUUUGUCAGAAGAAACAAUUGAAAGUUUUACAUAGUUGUUUAAAAUUUUUGUACGAAUAAUGAGUAAUAAAUAUCCAACAAUAAUAUUCACUGAUCAGGACCAAGCUAUGGCCAAAGCCAUAGAAGUUGCAUUACCUCACACUCGUCAUAGAUUAUGCCAAUGACACAUAUUUAAAAAGGUUCCAUCAAAAGUUUCCAUCUACAAUAGCAAUAAUAAAGUUAGAGGACUCUUCCAUAAGUGUAUGAGGUGGUGUGAUUCUGAGGAAGUGUUUGAGGAAGCAUGGGAUGAAAUGAUCAAGGAAGGGAAUCUUCGUAACCAUGAAUGUUUGCAGGAUCUUUAUAAGAUAAAGAGAAAGUGGUCAACUGCUUUCAACAAGGAUUGCAUAUCAAAUGAGCACAGAAGCUCAAGAUAUAAAUACCUCUAAAACUAAAAAAAAUUCAAAUAUCGUUUUGGGCACUCACACAGCACAAGAAAAUCACUCUAUACAUGCUUUUCUCUAGCGUGGUGGGAGGGAACCCGGUGCGGCGCUUGCGGCGAGGUAGGUAGGCCGUGCAGACGCUUUUCUCUGGCGUGGCGAGACAAACUUAAGUAAUCAUGUAUGUGCCGUCAUGCGUUUGGGGAAAGAACUAUAUAUUUUAAACAAAUACAUCAAAAGACCCAUGUACGCCUUUCUCUAGUGUGGUAGGAUUGAAGAUGAUGGCCAUGGUGUCCCCCGACACCUACCAUAAAUUUUUUCUCUAGCGUGGUGGGAAGGCCCAACUCUCAAAAUUUUUUCUAAACAGGAGAGACGUUGGAAUACUGUCGAAAUUUCAAAUGAUAGGGGGCUUGACUUAGAUAAUUAACAGGGAACAGAAUUUGAAUAGAAUUACAUGGAACUAGAAUUUAAAUUAAUAAAUGCACAAUCAAAUUGAAGUAAUAAUGCUAAUUAAAGAUCUUGAUCAUUAAAAUGAAUAUAAAUGAACAAACAAGGGCUCGUGGCAUGUAAAGAAUAGUAAAAACAUACAACUAACACCCGCAUAUAAUUUUGGACACGAUCAUAAUGCUUACAUAAACACAAUAGUUCAUUUUUGUGAGGAGGGAGAUUUGUAAUGAGCACACAACCUCUCUUAUGGGCGAUAACGGGAGGAUAGAGGACUAUAAAUAAUACAAUUGCAUUCUCAAUCUACUUGCAAAUAAAUGCAUUAAACUCCUACAAGCAAAUAGGGUUGACGUGUUAAUUCACCUGCAAGCUAUAGUGAUUGACGUGCGAUGAAUGCGACGGAUUCCCUAUGCCCUAUGAGUAUAAAUAGGGGAUGCGCAAUGAAUACAACAGCCUCUAUGUAAUUAAACAUAUCCAUUUGCUCACAAACAAUAAAACUCCUUACAAACACAUACAAUGCAAAUUGUAAUGAAUACUACGUCCCUUCAAUCGACAUCUGUCACACCCCAGUUUGGCCACCCCUUACGGUCAAUCUAGAGUAUAAUAGAUAAGGAAAUAAAUCUAUUUAGAUUCUCCUAAUAUUUCAGCUUAUUAAACUCCACACUUUUAGUAAUAGGAAGCAUGUAAUGUACCUCAAGUAACAUCAAAUAUAAUCAAAGUAAAUACAGAGCUCUACUAUAACUUUUAAAUUUUACUUACAUACACAAAAGUCUGCACAGCUAUCGUUCAGAUCUCUUUUUAGAUUUUUUGUACACCCAAAACAUAUGUACACAAAAAAAAGAACAGUCACCUUUUAAAUGCCCUACGGGCUGCUUUCCCUUUUCUGUAGUACAACCACUGCUAAUGAGCUAUGACUCAAUGAAAUACACAAACAAUGCAUAAGAAAUAAUAAUAAUAAUUUUUAAGCAUUACGAAUUUCAGAACAUUAAUGUUAACAUAGAUAAAAUAGAUUAAAAUUUUAUACUAAUCGUAAGAAAUAUAUGACAUUACUUUCCAUCUUAGUAUCUCUUCUACAUUUUGAACAAAUCAUAUGAUAACUAUAAGCCUUUGUUCUCUUUCAGCUUUUCAAUUCAUGGUUACUCUCUCAAUCGAUAAUUUUAUUAGUGAAAGCACGAGGAAAGGAGAUUCAGGAGGAUGGUGGUGAAUUGGAAAGUGUUUUCCAUUGAGGGCUGGCACAUGGAGCCCCCUAAUGCCUCGAGCUUUUUUAUGAUGCUUGUGCCUAAGCUUGGUUGAGGUGUGCCUCACCUUACUAGCAUGAGGCUUAUGCUUCACCUGAUUUAUAUAUAUAUUUUUAUUAAAAUUUACAUAAAUCCUAAACUAAAGACGCGAACAACUCAUGUCUUCGUGUACCCCAAUGCAGAAGUUACUUCCUCUUAACUGCCUCGACCUCCAAACUACCGCCUUUGCCAUAGUCACCAUCGGGAAUCACUUGAAAGCCGCACACCACCACAACUUCCUCAAAAAAUUUUAGAGUAUUAUUCUCAUCUUUAUGUUGAUGAAAAAUAUUAUGAAAGAGAUAGAUGAUUGAAAUAAAUAAAGAAGAAACAAUUUAAAGGUAUUGAACUCCAUAGGAUGAGGUCGGGAAGAGACAAAUUUGUUAUGUCAACGACUCAAAUAAAGAUUCCGUCAGUCAUGACAAUAUAAAUGAUUUCUGUUCUUGUCAAUUAUGUCAGCUUUUUUUAACAAUUAAAUAUGGAUGAGUAGCGAGCUGAGAAAGAAGGAAUUUGGAGUUGCAGUUUAUGUUAUAGGAUUCUUUAUGAAAUUUCUAUAUUUCAUGUUAUUUUUCUCUUUUAAUAGUUGGAUUUCAAUUCUAUUUCAAACAAUUUAUUACUCACCUCUUUACAUUAUGUGCGAUUUUUUAUUUCAUAUGAAUGUCAAUUUGUUAUUUUAUAGUUCAAUAGAAAAUUAAUAUGUUGUUAUUUAACAUAUUAUUUGGGUUUAUACAAAAAUAUUUUUAACCUUUAUUUUCACAUUACGCAAUUUUCAGAUUUGGAGGCUUACGCCUCAAAUAUUUUGAGGCUUACGCGUCAAAUGCCUUGAGGCUUCGGCCUCGCCUCAUGAAAGAAAAAUCCCUCAAUACCCAAUUGUGCAAUUUUAAACCUUCGCUUCGAUCCUCUAACCCAAUCGGAUCUUAACCCAUGACUUAGCUGGAUCGAGGACCUUCUUCCGAUUUUCCUCAUAGACGGAAGUCAUUGCUCGUCUAGUCAAACCUAUUUCAUUCGAUCCAGUCGUCUUAGCCGCAAGCAAGAUGAAACUCGCGCCAAUCUUGCUCCCAUUGACUCUUAGUGUCGAUCUCGACCCUAGGCGAUCGAACCUCUAAGCUUGCCGACCGCACAUGAACUCCAUAUUCUCAUCCUCACCCGUACCCAAGCAACUUACGACUUACAACCUAGCCUUUAUUGAUCAUCGAUAGCCCGAUUCCUUCUCGACAGUUACUCUGAAUCCAACCCUAUCUAACCUCAAUCGAACACAAACAGCCCCCAGACUUCCACUACUCUAUCUCUAUUCCACUCUUUCCCAACUCCACUUUACGUGCACACAGUGAGCUCUCAAACUCCUACAAACUCCCUCUCUCAAAACCACUUAACAACAUCACUCUCACUGUAACAGAGAGUUUGAACUAUUAUUUUUCCUAUCUUAAUAUUAUUAAUAGUAUAAGUAAUGUUAUUUAUAGUAUUAGCAAUUAGUAUUAUUAUUAUUAAUAAAAAAGAAGAAAGAAAAAAGAAAAAAGAAAAAAAAGAAGAAGAAAUUAAACAAAAAAAGAAGAGAAAUGAAUUCAAAUAAAAAGAGAAAAUCUGUGUUUUUUGAUCGAUCCCUCUGUUAACAUCACAUCGCCACAGUUAACUCUUACACUAAGAUAUAAAUACCUCUAAAACUAAAAAAAAAAAAAUUUAAAAAUCACUUAUACACACUUUUCUCUAGCGUGGUGGGAGGGAAUCCGGUGCGGCGCUUGCGGCGAGAUAGGUACGCCGUGUACACACUUUUCUCUUUUCUACAGUACAACCACUACUAAUGAGCUAUGUCUCAAUGAAAUACAUAAAUAAUGCAUUAUAAAUAAUAAUAAUAAUUUUUAACCAUUAAGAAUUUCAGAACAUUAAUGUUAACAUGGAUAAAAUAGAUUAAAAUUUUAUACUUAUCAUAAGAAAUACAUGACAUUACUUACCAUCUUAGUAUCUCUUCUACAUUUUGAAAUAAAUUAUAUGAUAGCUAUAAGCUUUUGCACUCUUUCAGCUUUCAAAUUUAAGGUUGACUCUAUAUUCUCCACUUUUAGAAUUGAAGUUGCUCUCUCAAUCAAGGUUGGGUCCAUAUUCCUAACUUUUAGAAUGGAGAGUAUAGGCUUACAUCGUUAGGUCUUUUGCCUUUACUUGUGCGGGCUUAUCCCCUAUAUAUGACUUAAAUCACUUGCUUUUUUUGUAGAAUCAUCUAUUGAAUCAAUGAUCUAUAUCACUAGAAUCAACUAUAACAAACAUAUUGAAAUAGAUGGGCAUACAUGAUAUUACAUGAAAGGCAUGUUAUCAUAAAUAUAACAAAUAUUAAUUCACAAAUAUAUAAAUUUUGAACCGAUUGGGUAUCUCACCUCGCUAGGAAUGCAUUCUCCUAGAGUCGGCUUUCUUUUCCUCUUGUACACCAUCUCUACCACAUUUCUCCUCAUUCAACUCAAAUUCUUUUCUUUCCUUCAAAAUUUCGUCCCUACUUCUUUCCUUUUCUUUCUCUUUUCCUUACUAGUUUCAACCAACAACCACUGAUUUCUGCAGCCUGAUUUCAGCAACUUGACAUUAAAAAAAAUCUCUUAUGACUUCCAAAAACUAGUAUUAGCAAACCUUAUCUUAGAAAAUACUGAUGUAAGUAACCCACAACAGCUCUCACCUGAUUUUUGAAAUUUUCUGCAGCAACCCUUACAUGAUUUCCUCCUUAAAUCUGAAUUCAAUUCCCAUCCUAGUAGCUACAGCACCCACAUACGGCAGACCCACCUCCGUCUCCUUGCUUGCAAGAUACUUCAUUAGGAAUUCCAGCUAGUGGAGAAUGAAAUGAGUAAAUGGAAAGGCUUUUAGUUAUUUGAUUAAUUAAUAUACUACCCAUUCCACUAUCUUUCCACUCAGCUUUAUUCUCAGCCACAUGAUUCAGCCCCAUGAUUCCACUAUACAUUAUAAUAUACAUAUUCUAAAUUCCACUAAGUUCUUGCUCUAUUGCUAACUCCUAGAUGAAUUAAGGGAAAGAUCAACCAAUGCAUGCUAGCUUAAGUGGAAUUUGAGAAAUAAAAUCUGAAAUGCAUUAAUUGUGCAUAAACCUAAUACUUAGAUUUACAUUAAGGGGCUGUUUGGUUGCCUGUAAAGUAACGCAGUGUAAAGUAAAUGCAGUGUAAAGUAAAUGUAGUGUAUUUCAAAUAUUUUGAGGUUGUUUGGUUGUCUGCAAAGUAAACACAGGAGAACUAUUUCCCUUAUUUGAUUAGAUAUAUCCAAAGUAAAAUAAAAUCAGUGCAUUUGUGAUUUUUUUUAAUUAUAACUAGUGUAUUUUUUUUUGUCAUUAUAACACAGGCAAAAUGAUCACCCUGACAGACCUUUACUCCGUCCUCACAGCCAUAGUGCCACUCUACGUCGCAAUGAUCCUCACUUACGGCUCUGUCCGGUGGUGGCGGAUCUUUUCGCCGGAGCAGUGCUCCGGCAUCAACCUCUUUGUAGCCAUCUUCGCAGUUCCACUCCUCUCCUUCCACUUCAUCUCCACCAAAGACCCCUACGCCAUGAACUUCCGAUUCGUCGCCGCCGAUACUCUUCAAAAGGUGAUCGUUCUCGCCGCACUCGCCGUUUGGGCUCGGCUCGCUACUCAUGGCUGCCUCGAUUGGUCCAUCACGCUAUUCUCCCUCUCUACGCUCCACUACACACUGGUCAUGGGAAUUCCCCUCCUCAUCACUAUAUACGGACCAUACUUUGGAUCACUCAUUGUCCAGAUUAUCGUUCUCCAGUGCAUCAUCUUGUAUACUUCUUAGCUGUUUUAACAGUCCUUCAAAGAAUGCGGCGAUGGACUUUACUUUCAGCCGUCGCCGUCGGCGACGGCGGCGAGAGUGGUGUUGAGCUUUCUUGAGAUUCAUCUGAGCUUCGCCGCCAGUGGAAUUGUCGUCUUCGAGGCGGUAAUCGAGGCGAAUGCAGCUGUGGUGAUAGGGGCGAUGAGAGGAUGGUCGUCGCCUGUGAGAGCGGAGCCGGAGCCGGUGGUUUGGUUAAUGUUGACUGGUUCGGUGGUGGUGGAAUUACUGCCGCCAGGUUUGUAAAUGGCUUCAAGCUCGCUGAAGAGUUUGUAAUUGUUUCCUGGAUGGGAAUUCUCCAACUCCUCUGUAAUUCCUCUGCUUCGCUUAGCGAAAUGGUGCUCGGCUGACUGCUCUUUGCACCACUUGUUGUUGCUGUUAAUGUAGUCUAAAUCUAAUGGCCGCUUGAAAAGAGUUAUAAUUAUAAAAUAAGAAAAAAGUAGAACUUUUGAAUUUCGGAUCUUUAACGAUAGGUAGGUAGUAUUUACCAAAAUGGCUCCUUUAUGGUGCAGUCUUCUCUAUUCCAUGAACGUAAUUGGCUCUCUGAGGCAUUUUCGCCGUGGAGAAUGCUGCCGCUGCUGUCGUCGACGACGGAGAGUUUAAAUUUCAUGUCGGCAGGGAGAAAAGUUGUGAUUAUUGCUUGAAAGAGUUGGAAAUGGUGGUGGUGGUGGUGAGGCUGCGGCGGCGGUGGCGUGAAGAGUUGUUGAGUGAUGGGGGAUAUUCGAUUGGUCUAGAUUCUUAUUGCCGACAAGUUCCCUGACACUGCGGCUUCGAUCGUCUCGUUCUGGGUGGACUUAGAUGUCAUCUCUCUCGACGCCGGACGAGAUUUUUUGCAGGCAGAAGCAGAGGUGGGAGGUGAUGACAAGAUCCAUGUAACUGCAAGAAAGUCCACAUCGUCUAG